CUUGUUCCAUUUUCACAUGUAAAUGUCGGAGUUCCUUUGAAUAAAAGAUUAUUGAUCGCGUGGUCGGUUACGAUCAAUGGACCUGCUAGUUUAUGGCUCGAUUGUAUUGAGGCUUUAUACAGAGGGCGAACUCUUUUGUCGUGUGGGUUGCUAAGCGGAACCGCGACCAACCACAUGGCGCGAGAUAAAGCGCGCCAUUUCUAAUUUUUUUCGCGGGAGUUUAUAACCAAAGCAUGCACACAAGAUUGUAAACAACGGAUCGGUGCGGUGGACACUGCACGUCAUGUAGUCAACAUUCAGUCUCAAAAGCGGUAAAUAUCACUUUUAUUUCGACUCAGGAAGGCCCACUUGUACUUGCUGGAAUUGGAAAUACGUUUGUGCCGUAUUUCUGGCUUGGUCUUCGGUACUCAUUGUUUACGUCUCCGAUAUCGGUCGUCUUUCAUUGAACCAUUUCAACGAUCGAGGUCGGCUGUCUGUGUAUAUAUCGAAUGUGACUGAUCUGUAUAUCAUUUUGUGCGAGCCAGCCUGAUUACGUGGGCUGCAGACGUACGUUGGAGCCAAGCUCUAUACGAAGGGCAAGCACAUUUCGAGUGAGUUUACACGCCGUACAUAAAGCCUUCUAAUAAAGUUCUAGUCCACCACUACUGACUACUACUAACGUAGUAGUAUAACAGUACUUUAGCACCUCAGUUUAAAAUUAUAGAGACAAAGUCUAAAGAUGGCGGGUGGACUCGGGUCAGAGGUCGCCCACGACCCUGCAACGGUCAAGAAGCAGAGUCCACCGAGGCCCUAUGGAGGGAGUGGAGUCGAAGCCGGGGACAAGAACGGAGGCAGCAUGAUGGACAUAAUGGACACGAGUUACGUCCGCCUCCGCAAGGAGAUUGGCCUCUUCAACGGGAUGACCAUCAUUGUGGGCUGCAUCAUCGGCUCGGGUAUCUUCCUGUCUCCCAAGAGCAUCUUAGAACACACUGGCUCCGUGGGCAUGUCCAUGGUAGUCUGGGUUGUCUCUGGUAUCUUCUCUCUGAUCGGGGCUCUCUGUUUCGCCGAGCUCGGCACCACCAUCCUUGCCUCCGGAGGAGAAUACUCCUACAUCCUGUACAGCUUCGGCCAGCUGCCUGCGUUCGUCUUGCUCUGGAGCACGCUGAUCAUCAUCAAUCCUACAGGACAAGCCAUCGUUGCGUUGACAUUCGCCAAUUACGUCACCCAGCCAUUUUUCGGUGACUGUGGAGGCCCGCCCCUCGGCCUGGUACAAAUCCUCGCUAUUCUGUGUCUUGCUCUCUUGACAUUUGUGAACUGCUGGAGCGUCCCCUGGGCGACUAAAGUCCAAGAUGUUUUCACCGUUGCCAAGGUCUUGGCCCUCAUUGUCAUCAUCUUGUCCGGGCUUGUCUACAUUUGCAUGGGACACACAGAGAACUUCCAAGAACCGUUCAAGAAUAGCAAGGGAGGUAGUGACAUUGCCUUGGCCUUUUACGGUGGCCUGUUUGCAUACGCAGCUUGGAAUUAUCUGAAUUAUUUGACGGAGGAAAUUAAGAAUCCACACAGGAAUCUUCCCUGGGCCAUCGGCAUUUCUCUCCCCAUGGUCACCCUCAUCUACGUCUUGGCCAACGUCGCCUACUUUGCUGUCUUGUCUCCUGAGGAACUGGAGCGUUCCAAUGCUGUGGCUGUGACAUUUGGUGAGAAACUCUUCGGCCCCAUGGCUUGGAUAAUGCCGGUUUCGGUUGCCAUGUCGACGUUCGGCAGUGUGAAUGGAGGUUGUCUGUCCCUGUCUCGGUUGUUUUUCGUUGGAGCUCGGGAGGGCCAGUUGCCAGGAGUCAUGUCCAUGAUUCAAGUCAAGCGCAAGACACCACUACCUUCUCUCAUUUUCACGUGUGUCCUGUCGGUCCUGUACGUCUUUGUGGAGAAGAUUGAGACUCUUCUGAACUACUUCAGCUUCAUGACGUGGCUAGCCAUUGGAACAGCCGUAGCCGGCCAGCUGUACCUACGAUGGGCUAAGCCGGACCUGCCACGACCAAUCAAGUUCAACAUUCUCCUCCCCAUCACCUUUGUCUUGGCCUGCCUCUUCCUGGUCAUCAUGGGAACCAUCGCUGCUCCCAUGGAUACCCUCAUCGGCAUUCUCAUCACCCUCACCGGCUUCCCCGUUUACUUCGUCGGUGUUUGGUGGAAGAGCAAGCCCAAGUGUCUUUUGCGAUUCAACCAGGCAGUCACCAUUUUCCUUCAGAAGACGUUUAUCAUCGUUGCUCCGGAGAAAGAAGCAUGAGUCGACUUUGAUCAUCGAGGCGAGGACUUGAAUGGAGUGAAUUCAGCUCUAGGGGGCGCUUUAUACAGUUGGCAAAAGCGCACACGAUGAGCUCGAUUUUAAGACUAAACCCUAUUAAAUGUUUUACACAGAAACAAACAAGAAACAUAUUUAAGCAUCAGUGCAGGGCCAUCAAGAUCUUCAAGUCUUCCAAAUUUCAUAAUUUUCAAAGUUGAACAAAGAAAUUGACUGGAGUGUGUUCAAACCCCGCUCCAGUCAAUUUCUUUGUUCAAAUUUGAAAAUUACAACAAUGGACCUAGUCAGUGUCCCUUUGUGGUUUAUUUGAAGAUUUCAUCAUUGGCAACAGAAAAGGGAAGUUGCGUCCAAUUAAAGCCAUGUUGUCUCCAAAGCGGUUUUUGAGCAGGGCUUACCAUUUAUAUCCUGGGUUUUAAUGUAGUUCCAUGGAAACUGUGCAAGGAACAGUAACAAGGAACUAUAACACGGAAUUGUUAACAAUAAGAACAUAUUUCUGGUUAGUGACUAGUAAAUAUGAUGGUGCUGCACUUGCAAUAAAAAUACAAAACUGAUAUAAAAUCAAAUUCCCAGGGAUUACACAGUAUCUGGCAUAGAUUUUUCCAAGCGCUUAAAAGAAGCGUCAACUUUUUUGGCGAUAUAAAUUCUUGCAAACAAUAGUAAUCCAGAUUUUUUUUUUUAAAGUCCUUGAAGGAUUGUGUAAUAGACUGAGUCUGAAACAGCCACUUACGUCUAUGGCUAACUAUAGAACGCCAGUGGCAAAAGCCUUAGCCAUAGCUCCAAAAUGCACGAUUCGGACACGGCUAUGUCCCAUUACACAACUAGGCAACACAACAAUGCAAUGAAGAAACUUACAAAGGCAAAUGUACAAAGGCUUGCGUGAAAUGUGUAUCUUUUUUAAAUAAUUUCAUCGUUUGGGUUAGAAAAAAAGGGGGAAAGGGUUCUCUUUCGCAUUAGCUUUGUGUCUUUACUGAUACAAAACUCAUUUUUAAUCACUUUUUGAGACGUUAUCAAAUUAACGGCAAUGCAAUAUUCAGUGAUGCCUUUACUUGUAAACGUUUAUUCAGAGUGUCUGUUUUUGACUUCAAAAAGUCUACUCUCUCGGAAUUAAUGCAAUCACAAGUUCAGGUUGAUUGACCUAAUUAUUGUGCCUCAUUAAUAACCAAUGAAAUGCAUGCAAUCACCGUCAUGUGACUUGUUUGUGUAUACAGUAAAUACUUCAGAAAUGAAUGGGUUAAAUUGAAUUUGUACUUUGUAUUGUUCCCAUCUCCAACUUAAAUGCUGUUCUGCUACCCAGUGUGCUGUGGUAUUUUGUUGGUUUGUCACGUUUGCUCUUAGCUUAUUGAUAUCACUAAGACAUUCUUUGGUACAAUUCAAAUGUUGAAUUAUCUGAAUUUUUGCUGUGGCAGUUUGCCAAAGUCCAUCAGAAAGUAUGUGAAAUGAAAAGAUUUGAUUUUGAUUUUUAGAACAGUUCUGUCUUGUAGUUUGUAAGAGAAGAGAGCCAAAAAAAAGUUGAAGGCGGCAUGAACUUUUUUUGAGAAUUGUGAGAGUGUAGUUCUAAGAAUAGCUUUUCUUUUCAA
Messenger RNA from Patiria miniata (bat star), 3849 nucleotides. Its product is annotated as Y+L amino acid transporter 2-like. The transcript is spliced from 10 exons. Gene Ontology annotation, biological process: amino acid transmembrane transport. Bases 719 to 2257 code for a protein of 512 amino acids. Gene Ontology annotation, cellular component: membrane. NCBI's taxonomy places the organism in Eukaryota, Metazoa, Echinodermata, Asteroidea, Valvatida, Asterinidae. The record is from RefSeq and is a predicted model, not a curated record. Gene Ontology annotation, molecular function: L-amino acid transmembrane transporter activity.